This is a messenger RNA of Cryptomeria japonica (Japanese cedar), 357 nucleotides long. RefSeq lists its product as uncharacterized. Bases 1 to 357 code for a protein of 118 amino acids. The record is from RefSeq and is a predicted model, not a curated record. Gene Ontology annotation, molecular function: nucleic acid binding. NCBI's taxonomy places the organism in Eukaryota, Viridiplantae, Streptophyta, Pinopsida, Cupressales, Cupressaceae. The transcript has a single exon.
AUGGAGGAUAAUCAAAGGGAUUGGCACAUUAAGUUGAAAUCUGCCUUGUGGGCAGAUAGAAUCACUCAUAAGAGGUCUAUUGGUAACUCACCCUACAAGCUAGCAUAUGGUAAAGAGGCAAGGCUGCCCAUUUCUACUAAGCUUCCUACACUUGAUCUUGCAAAUUCUCUUGCUAGUUUUGAAGCAAAUGAUCUGAUGGAAGUGCAGUAUUUUGAGUUAUUGGAGUUAGAGGAAUCCAGAGAUAUAGCAAUGAAGACAAUUGAGUAUCAAAAACUCCAAAUGAAAAGGGUUUUUGAUAAGAAAGCAAAUCCUAAAAUCUUCAUAGAGGGAGAUAUUGUAUUAAAAUGGAUGAGUUGA